Molecule: messenger RNA, 1819 nt
Organism: Fundulus heteroclitus (mummichog)
Lineage: Eukaryota; Metazoa; Chordata; Actinopteri; Cyprinodontiformes; Fundulidae
Gene: lhfpl6
Product: LHFPL tetraspan subfamily member 6
Exons: 5
Coding region: 528-1130 (200 amino acids)
Cellular component (GO): membrane
Source: RefSeq, a predicted model, not a curated record
CCUCUCUCUCUCGCUAAGCAGGAAUGUGUGAUCGGGAGUCCGGUCAGUGCGUACCGCUCCGCUCGUCCGUCUCUGCGCCGCGCAGGAGUAAAUCAUUGAUCCAAAUCUUCGCUUUCACAUGUCGACGAGGAGGAAGUGAUUUGUGUGCGGAUUCUGCAGUCACUUGUCUCAUUUGGUGUUCUUGGAUCCCCUCUUCGCUCGCUCGGAGUCAUUUUCUCCACCUUCUCGGCCGGAGAAAAGUUUGCUUUAAGACCCAAACACAGCUGGCACCAGCAGAUGUAAAGCAGCCUCCCCGCAACAUCGUGCGCACCUUGUAUCGGACGUCUCAUAACAUGGGAAAAGCUAAAGUGGACAAAAUCAGCAUCAGCAAAGCAAACCAGAAAUAAGUGUCCGCCAGCAAAAGCCUGAUUGGGAUCCAGAGUCACUGAGAAGGUGAAGACAGCAAGUGUUAAAUGCUCACUGCAAGCCUUCCAGCGACACAGCAACUGCUCAUUUAACUGCUGUCCUGCUCAGUGGCUGUAUUUACGAUGGCGUCCAGUCUGACGUGCACGGGCGUUAUCUGGGCCCUGCUGUCCCUGCUGUGUGCCGCUGCCUCCUGCGUUGGCUUCUUCAUGCCCUACUGGCUGCUGGGAACGCAGAUGGACAAGCCCGUGUCCUUUGGCACUUUCCGCCGUUGCUCCUACCCGGUACGAGACGAGGAGAAGCAGAUCACGGUCAUGCUGGAGCAGUGCGGGCGCUACGCCUCCUUCCACGGCAUCCCGAGCCUGCACUGGAGGAUCUGCACGGUGGUGACGGGCGUCGGGUGCGGCCUCCUCCUGCUUGUGGCCCUCACAGGUCUGAUGGGCUGCUGCAUCUCUGACCUCAUCUCUCGUACGAUUGGUCGUGUGGCUGGUGGCAUCCAGUUCGUUGGAGGUCUGCUCAUUGGGUCGGGCUGUGCUCUCUAUCCCCUGGGAUGGGACAGUGAAGAAGUCCAGCAGACCUGCAGCAACAGCUCAGACCAGUUUAAACUGGGUUCCUGUCAGAUCGGCUGGGCGUACUACUGCACGGGCGCCGGCGCGGCCACCGCCAUGCUCCUCUGCACCUGGCUCUCCUGCUUUGCCGGGAAGAAGCAGAAGCAUUACCCGUAUUGACCAGCGAAUCGGAGACAAAAGGGACAGGCUGAGACCUCGGGCGGUACGACUAAAAGGGAGGGCCCUCCGACUGCGUGGACUCAGACUAGUACAGCACACCAGGCGCCAAAGACGGCAAGCCGUUUCGGUGCUCUGCACAAUCCUCGGGACGCGUCUCCGCUGACGACUGCAGAGACUGUUUCAUAAUGCAGCACACACACACGGCUCUGAAAAGUUCUCGUAAAAAGAUGUUCCUAAAUGACAGAUGUAUGGACCAAGAUUAUUAGUAAAGUUGUUACAUUCUGUUUUUCUUUUAUUUCUUUGAUCGAUAUCUCCCACGGGCAUCAAUGUUCAUGUGAUUGUGUGGCCUGUAAAGAGCAGAAAAUAUAUUCCCUUAUUAUUCCCAGAGUGUUCCCAUGUCCUAUGUGUCUCCCAUUCUUGCCUUAAACAACCUGAAAUGCAAUAAUACCUGUGAUAAUGUAAAGCAGUCCAGAAAACUGGCCGCCCGCCUCCUCGGCUCAGCCUUCUUUUUUUUUUUUUCAGAUUUCACAGAUUUAAGCAGAGUUUAUUUAACACGUUCAUAAGAUAUACAAUGUGUACUGUAUUGUAUUUUAUCACGUUAUCACGUGUUUUGUAUUCACUCUCAGAUUAUUCUUGGUCAUGCUUUUUUUGUUUUUGUAAAUACAUGUUUAAUUAAAUCCUGCUUUCAA